AUGCCGGCAAAAGCUAACGGUGUCGGCGUUCAGGUCGAAGAUACCAAGAUAUGUGUCGUCAUGGUGGGCUUGCCCGCCAGAGGCAAAAGCUAUAUUGCACAGAUUGCCCAACGCUACCUCCAGUGGCUCUCCAUCACAGCCCAGACCUUCAACGUCGGCAAUUACCGGCGCAACGAUGCGCCACAUCCGACCGCCGACUUUUUCGACUUUAACAAUGCAGAGGGCGAGCGAAAGCGCCGUGCCGCCGCCGAGGCCGCCGUCGCCGACAUGCUGCGCUGGUUCCGCUCCGGCGGCGUCGUUGGCAUUCUCGACGCAACCAAUUCCACAAAGGACCGCCGCAAAUGGGUCCACGACAUCUGCACGGAUAACGGCAUCGAAGUCCUUUUUGUUGAAAGCCUAUGCGACCAGGAGGAGGUCAUUAUGGCCAACAUUCUUGAUGUCAAGACCUCCAGCCCCGACUACAAGGAUCAGGACCCGGAUGAGGCGGCCAACGACUUUCGCCGGCGCAUCAGCCAGUACGAAAAAGUGUACAAAACGAUUGAUGGCGACGCCGAUGAGGGCGACUACACAUAUCUCAAAAUAAUGAACAUUGGCAAGCAGGUCAUCAUCAACCGCAUCCAAGAUUACUUGCAGAGUCGCAUUGUAUACUACCUCAUGAACCUGCACAUCCGUCCACGCUCCGUAUGGCUAUCCAGACACGGGGAAUCACUGUACAACCUUGACGGCCGAAUCGGCGGUGAUACAAUGCUCUCGCCUCGCGGCCAGCUGUAUGCAAAGAAGCUCCCCGAGCUAGUUCGCGAGUCAGUAGGGGAUGACCGCCCCCUGACGGUCUGGACAUCGACACUGAAGCGUACUAUUGCUACCGCGCGCUGGCUACCCGUGCACUACAAUCAGCUACAGUGGAAGGCCCUCGAUGAGCUCGACUCGGGCGUCUGCGACGGGCUCACCUACCAGGAGAUCAAGGACCGCUAUCCGGAGGAUUUUGUGGCGCGCGACGAUGACAAGUACAAUUACCGCUACCCGGCGGGUGAGUCGUACCGCGACGUUGUAAUCCGCCUCGAGCCCAUCAUCAUGGAGCUCGAGCGCAGCGAAGACAUUCUCAUUGUCACGCACCAGGCAGUCCUGCGCUGCAUCUACGCCUACUUUAUGAAGAAGGAUCAGGCAAAGAGCCCCUGGAUGAACGUGCCCCUGCACACCCUCAUCAAACUUACGCCUCGCGCGUACGGCACCGAGGAGAUUCGUUAUGAGGCCAACAUUCCUGCCGUCAGCACCUGGCGCGGCAAGGGCAGCACGGCCAAGCACGAGGCCCCUACGGGCGAUACAAUGUAA
Molecule: messenger RNA, 1329 nt
Organism: Beauveria bassiana ARSEF 2860
Lineage: Eukaryota; Fungi; Ascomycota; Sordariomycetes; Hypocreales; Cordycipitaceae
Product: 6-phosphofructo-2-kinase
Exons: 4
Coding region: 1-1329 (442 amino acids)
Biological process (GO): fructose metabolic process; fructose 2,6-bisphosphate metabolic process
Cellular component (GO): cytosol
Molecular function (GO): fructose-2,6-bisphosphate 2-phosphatase activity; 6-phosphofructo-2-kinase activity; ATP binding
Source: RefSeq, a predicted model, not a curated record